This is a messenger RNA of Aedes aegypti (yellow fever mosquito), 1213 nucleotides long. Its product is annotated as protein windbeutel. The transcript is spliced from 4 exons. The record is from RefSeq and is a predicted model, not a curated record. NCBI's taxonomy places the organism in Eukaryota, Metazoa, Arthropoda, Insecta, Diptera, Culicidae. Gene Ontology annotation, cellular component: endoplasmic reticulum lumen; endoplasmic reticulum. Bases 285 to 1058 code for a protein of 257 amino acids. Gene Ontology annotation, biological process: protein secretion.
GAGAACGGUACCUACAGGUAUGUUCUGCAGUCGUCAACCACCAGUCGGUGCGGAUUUAUUUGGGUCGAACGAGAACGUGAACUAGUGUUUCGUAUUUUAAGGAUAUAUUAAGAUCUCAUUACAUUGAUUAAGCCGGCCGGCAACCAAUCAGAAUAUUCCAUGUCAUCAUAAUUAGCGUAGACCUGCUUUAGGUGAACAUCACUGCACGCAAUAUCAUUAGCACCUUUUGAAUAUCACUAGACGUCUGUAUAUACGGGGUGCUGAAAAAUAGCAACAUCAGCAAAAUGCACCGACUAGUAUCAAUCCUGCUUUUAACAUUUUUACUUGGGCUGAGUUGGGCAUCAAAUGGCUGUGUAGAAUUGGACAAGUUGAGUUUCGAUAGAAUAGUCAAGAGAUUCAGAUACACUUUGGUUAAGUUCGACGUUGCAUUCCCGUAUGGAGAAAAGCAUGAAGCAUUCAUUAACUUUGCUUUGGAAUCAAAUGAGGCUCUUGAUGAUCUGCUUUUCGCCUUGGUCGGAAUAAAGGACUAUGGAGAAAAAGAAAACGCAGACCUGGGAAAGCGUUUCAAAAUUCCUGAAAAGUAUCCCGUCAUAAAGCUCUUCAACAAUGAAACGCUGGACAAGUACGUAGACUAUCCGGAAGAUGAUCCCAUUACGGUCGAAAGCCUGCGCAAAUUUAUCAGUGCGAAUACCGAUCUGUACAUUGGAUUGCCGGGCUGUCUGAAGGAGGUAGACGAGCUGGCUGCCAAGUUCUCCUGCCCGAAAAAAUCAAAAGAUGCCCUAGCUCAGAUUGUGUCCGAAGUGGAGCAAAUGGAAGGCCUUUACGAAGCGGAAAAGGCACACAAAUCGUUCCAAAUCUAUCUAACGUUGAUGAGGAAAAUGGCCCAAUUGGACAAAUCGGUCCAAGAGUUCAUUGCAAGCGAGAAGGAUCGCGUGCGAAAUCUGCUGAAGGGUAAAAUCAGUGACAACAAGAAAGCUGAUCUCAACUUAAGACUGAAUAUAAUGGAAUCGUUCAAGUCAGGGAGAAUUCUGGACAAGGCUGCAAGUGAUGAAUUAUAAGAAAACUGCAUUUAUGCACUCAUAACGUAGCGUUUUCAUUCUGCAAAUCACGUUUUAGUGUUCCUAAUCUUAAGCACACUAUUUGAAAACAAAAAAACUUCGAAUUUUGCUUUGGGAGUAACAGCUGAAAUAAAAGCCCAUGCCGAGUAAAACAA